AUAGGUUUACCUCUGGGAAUGAGGGCCUAGAUCAAUCAUGUAGGGGUGGCUUGCCAAUUGCUUUAAUGAUGCGGAGAUGCAUUUUAGCUCUGAUGAUAUCAAUGUGUCUGGGUUGCUUGAUGAGCAACUUGAUAUUUCAGAGUUCUGCAACACCCCUCCUGAAGUAGAAGAACCUAAUAUUGUGCAAGAAUGUGCGACCCCAUCUCCUUGGAAUGUUUUUAAAGGAAGGAAAUUGUACAUGCGGAUGCCCACAAAACUUGCUUCUUCUGUGCUUAUCCAUUUGCCCUCAUUAAACCCUGUGGGAUCCAUGUAAAUGUAACUCUGAAGGACAUAAACCAGAGGAUACACACACUACCAUCAAAGUCAAAGCACAAUAUUGAUGAUGACUCUUAUGCUUCUUACCCCACUUCAGCCUUUUCUGGAAAGCCUUUAAUUGUUAAAACCAAAAUUCGCACGGAAGGAGGCAAAGGUAGCAUUAUAAUUGAUGAAGGGUGAUUUGGCCCGAUCUAGUAAAAAGGGGACACGUGGACACGAUUUGACCAAGAGAUGAUAGCUCAGCCUGACAUGCUUAGUUCGCAACAGUUGAGCUCGGACACCCAACCACUUUGGCAUUAAGUCACCUCGGGACAAGGCCACCUCGGUCCCAAGGCACUUCGGCGUUUAGUCCAGUUCGGAACUAAAAAGUAUCAGCUCGGGGAUACCGACCCAAACCACUACGUGGCAACCCCAAAAAUCUCUCCAACAGACCCUGAACCUCGUGGGAUUAUGCUGCAUAACGGCGAGCCUUAUCUCCUCCCCGCCCGGUUCGGGAGGAAUUGAUAAGUCUUAUCAGUUGGUAACAUUAUCGGAAAUGGAUCCCAUCAUGACAAAGAUCCCGGAACCGAUCCACAAAACCCGCGAGGACUCAACUAUAUAAAGGCUCCAACCCCGAGGGCACAAGGUACACGUGAUUUCUCUACUCUCUACAUUCUUAAAGCUAUUUCAGCUCGCAAAUAACUUACUAACUUAAGCAUCGGAGCGAUCUCGCCGGGCUAGCCACCCCGGGUUCUCGUCUCAUUUUGUAGACUUACCUAGCUCACUGUCCAAUUGGAAGCUAGAUCAUCCUCCAGCAGAGAGCGGUCAGAUCACGUAACAUCAAAUCAUGAGAACCAAAGUUUAAAUGUAUACGUUUUCUUUUAUUUCCACCCCGUUUUCUGUGGCUUCUCUCCCCAUUAUUUUUGUUGUGAGGGUUAUUUUGUUUAAUUUCUGAGGCCAGUUUAAAAGUUGACGUUGGGGCUUUUUGAAGGAGAGUUGCUGGUAUUCAUCCAACAAUUUAAUGUGUUUAUAUURAAGUGGUUUUUAGGAGUGAGAUCACAGCUGAUGUUUAUGUAUGCAAUUCAGAACUAGAGCAAGGAUCUUAAUGUCUUAGAGAUCCUUUUACCCA
This is a messenger RNA of Nelumbo nucifera (sacred lotus), 1423 nucleotides long. The record is from RefSeq and is a predicted model, not a curated record. NCBI's taxonomy places the organism in Eukaryota, Viridiplantae, Streptophyta, Magnoliopsida, Proteales, Nelumbonaceae.